Messenger RNA from Toxorhynchites rutilus septentrionalis, 960 nucleotides. RefSeq lists its product as uncharacterized. NCBI's taxonomy places the organism in Eukaryota, Metazoa, Arthropoda, Insecta, Diptera, Culicidae. The coding region runs from base 407 to 889 and encodes 160 amino acids. The record is from RefSeq and is a predicted model, not a curated record. The transcript has 4 exons.
UAGUUCUUACUUUGUCAAACAUCUGUCAACUGAUUGUUUUUGUUCGGUUUCAAAACGUCACUUUUCUCGCCCGUGUUGUGAUCCUUUCAUUGAAAAAAAAUCGAUAACAAUGAUUUUUGGCCACGAAAACAUCGAGGUACUCGAAGAGAUUGUUCUGGUAGAUGAUGUCAAAAGAUCUGCCGAAAAAUCAAUCAGCAGCGGUAGCGGAAGAAAGAGGAAGAAUCAAUCUAAUCAGGAACAAAUGGAUGCUGUGUUUGUGGAUGUAGGAAAAAUUUUACUUUCCAAAUCGCAAACACCACCUGUGCGGGAGAAGCAAAAAACAGCGUUGGCGGCGAUGCGACACCAGUUGCUCAUCCGAUGUGGAUUGGAGUUCUCUGGCGACUAAAUAUUGAAGAAAAUCAAUAACAUGAAGACCGCUGUUAAAGAAAAAACGGAUACCAAAAAAAAAAAAACAGAGAACGUUAAAAUUGUGCUCAACCAACCGCAAGAAAAGUUUUAUGGACUGCUGGGGGGUGUUGACAAUCCCAGCAUCAUCAGCGUUCCGUAUGGUCUGGCAGUAGGAAGCAAAAAUAUUGCAAUGGGGAAGGAUCCACCGAAGGAGGAGCAUGAUUCAUCUGAUGAUUACGAUUACAACAGCUUGCAGAACGAGUUUCUGGCGCCGAGUCAAGCGUGUCAAACACUAAAAACAAAUCAAAAAUCGGCACGUGGCAGAACACAACAAACAGUGUGUGAGGAACAACUUAAGUUCCUGAAAAAGCAACAAGAUUAUACGGAUGUAUUGAAAGCAAACCAAGAAGAGCGACACCAAAAAGAAAUGGAGCUGUUGGUUCUGAAAAAGGAAAUUGCUGUCCUGAAAAUCAAAAAACUCAAAGAGAACAUGAUCAUCUGAAAGUGUAUAUAUUUUUUUGUAUAUAUUUUUUAAAUUAAAGUUAAAUUAAUAAAGAGCCCGAUUUUUCUCAA